Messenger RNA from Phytomonas sp. EM1, 777 nucleotides. The record is from the annotation of a GenBank genome assembly. NCBI's taxonomy places the organism in Eukaryota, Euglenozoa, Kinetoplastea, Trypanosomatida, Trypanosomatidae.
AUGCCAUCAUCUCACAGGGAACGCCCCCUCUACAAGGUUUUAGGGAUUUCACCCAGCUCCACGGUUGAGGAGAUCACACGCGCGUAUCGCCGUCUUGCCUUGCAAUACCACCCUGAUCGCAAUCCCGAUGGCGCCGAGCAAUUCAAGGAGCUCUCCAAUGCCUAUUACGUUCUCAGCGACCCGGUGAAGAAGGGGUUGUACGACGCGACGGGCAUCGUCGAGGGCGUUUCCGACGCCUCGGAGGACCCCCAGCGGACGAUGAAGAAGCGAUCCGACGAGAUGAAAGAUCAGGUUCGAGGCUUCUUUGCUGUCUACGCCGGAUCGGCGGAGGAGCGGGAGGACGUCGUCAAAAGCUACGUGGCGGCGCGUGGCGAUUUCGCGGCGAUGAUUCGCAAGCACCUCCUCUUUGAUAACGGGAAGCCUGCGGAGGUUCGGCGGCUGUAUGACGUCGUCUGCGCGCUACUGCUUGAGGGAAAGCUGAGGCCGACAGAUGCCUGGAAUGCGACCACCACGCCCAAGGCGAUUAAGAAGAUCGAGCAUCGGAUGCAACGCGAGCGUGAAGAGGCGGAAAAGGCACUCAGGGAGAUGAAUCUCGAGUCCGAAAACAACGAGACGCACGAUAAUAACGAGGAGUUAUCGCUGCAAGCGCUCAUUAAGCAGCGGCAGAAAAACUCAUGGGAGUCCAUGUUGAAUCACAUGGAGGCUAAAUACAUUCCGAAUGAAAAUAAGGCAUCGAAAAAGCGGCCGGCUAAACGGGCGAGGGAAAGCUUACAUUAA